GGGAGGCGGCGAUGGAAAUUGACAUUGUUCCCUGAGUCAGCACGCACACACACUCUCACUCUCUCACCACUCACUCGUCCAGUAGACUUCCAUAGUCUGUAUUAUAAACAUAUUUCAGAGGAGAGUGCUGGCUUUUCUGAGCAGAGUAGAAAAGCUUCAGGUGUGUUAGGCAGCUGGAGUUUGCCUCAGGUACUAACUGUUUUGAAAAGUGUAGAAGCUGAUAACUCUUUACUUGAAUAGUAUAGAAAAAAUGGCUCAGAGAAAAGCUCAUAAGCUUGAGGAUAAGGAGAGAACAAUCGAUAUUCAUAUAGAGGAAAAUGUGGACUUUAAUGGCAUGUACUUAUCUGACCAUGUACUGCAAGGAUUAAAAUCUUCAGGUUUUGAGCGACCGAGUCCCAUCCAGUUAGCUGCCAUUCCUCUUGGUCGAUGUGGGCUGGACUUAGUAGUGCAAGCAAAGAGUGGUACUGGUAAAACAUGUGUUUUUGCCGUCAUUGCAUUGGAAAUGGUAAAUGUAUCUGCUCCUACAACACAGGUUCUAGUUAUUGCACCGACUCGUGAAAUAGCUGUACAGAUAACUCAAGUAAUAAAUGCAAUUGGUAGUGCUAUGCUGCAACUGAGAGCCUUUACAUUUAUUGGUGGAAUUCAUUUGUCUGAAGACAUAGCAAAACUUAAUUGCUGUCACAUAGCAGUAGGAACGCCAGGUCGCUUAACUCAACUUGUUGAACAAGGCCUUCUUAAAGUGGAUAAUAUUAGAUUGCUUGUGUUGGAUGAAGCAGACCAACUUCUAACUGGUCAAUUUGCAGAAAGUGUAGUCCAUUUGGCUUCUGCCCUGCCUCUGAAUAAACAAGUAAUAGGUCUUAGUGCAACAUACACUGAAGAUGUUGCCAAAGUUGCAGAAGGACUUAUGCGAUCACCAAACCAUGUUCGACUCGGGAGAGAUUCUCCUGCCCUUUUGGGUGUUAACCAAUUUGUAAGAUUACUUCCAUAUCACCAUCAACUACAUCGGAGACAACAGAUAAAAUUAACUGAACUUCAGGCUCUUCUUGCCACUGUAACAUUUAAUCAGUGUCUUGUAUUUUCAAGCUCUCAGCUACGUGCUGAAUCUAUAUGCAAUGCAUUAAGAGCAUCAGGCUGGCCGGUUUCUUAUCUAACUGGUGGUCAGACACAGAGUGACCGUUUAGAGGCGCUGGAAGCACUGUGUUCCUAUAAGUGCCGAGUCCUUGUGUCAACUGAUCUUUCUGCCCGUGGACUUGACUCGGAACAUGUUAAUCUUGUUGUCAAUCUUGACAUGCCUCGCGAUCAGGCUACAUAUCUUCAUCGAGUAGGGCGAGCAGGGCGUUUUGGUUCGCGAGGUGCUGCCAUUACUCUUGCCACAGAGGGAGACGAAUGGCAAGCUAUGAGGGCUAUUGCAUCUUUGGCAAAUGUGAGGAUUUGUCUUCUGCAAGAGGGCUGGAAGUCCAGUAUUGCUAGUAAGGAUGUUAAAAGUAUGGAAGAAAUGGAGUAUUUAUCUGAUGAUGAGCUACAGAUGUGGGUGGAGAAAAAUUCUAGACAAGUAUAUGGCAAAAAAAGGGAUGAUAAAGCUAAGGAAUCUAUGGAUAAGGGAAAUAUAACUAAAGGAAAAGAUUCUAAAUUAAGAGAAAAGAAUAAGAUCAAAGAUGAGGAAUCAUUAGAAGAUUCCGGUAAAGAAAACAAGGAUAAUAAUUCAGUCUUCAAGAGGAAUUCCUGCAAAUCCAAAAACUUUAAAGAACCAAAGGAAUUUGGUAAAAUGUAUAACCAAGACAUUAUGACUAAUAAGGAGAAUACCAAGAAAACUAAAGAUUAUCAGCAUGAGGUAUUUCACCUACAAACUGUACAUAAGAAGAAAACUGCAGCAGAUAAAAAGAAAGAAGAGGCAGCUCAGAUUAAAGAAGAAAUUUACAAAAAAGUAUUAACCUUGUUAGAGGGAAUCAAUUCCAAACCACCUACAGUGAACAUAUCCUAUUCAGACAUACUAUCAGAAUGUUCAGAAAAAUAUGACAGUAUCUCAGCUGCUGAUAACCCAAAAGUACGAGUACCAUCUGUGCCAAACACACUAAAGCCAACUAACGCUGGUAUAAAUGCACUUGAUAAUCACUGGAAAAUUAUUCAAGAAGAGCACGAGCAAAAAGCAAUUUCUGUCGAUGAAAUUUGGGUUGAUAAUGAAACUGAUAUUCAUAAAGGCCUGGAAGCAUUAAUUGAAGGAAAAGAUGCAGUGACAGUCCUAAACCAUUAUGGUAAUGGAGAAACAGAAUGUGGUUUGUCAGAUGAGUUGACACCAAUAUUGGUGGCUGGAGAAUCUUCUGAAAACCUCACUGGUAACAAAGCUGCAACAGUGAAUGGUUCUGUGAUUUCCAAGGAAAGUGAAUGUAAACAGAAUGCAAACAGUGAAAUAAAGAAAUCAUCCGAGUCUUAUUAUUCAACUGAAAUCUCGAGUAGUGAUGCCACUGAUUAUCCUAAGCCUAAAAAUAAAAGGAGAGAGAAAAUACUUUCAAAAGCAUAUAGUCCCAUACAAAAUAUGCAUAUCAGAAAUGAAGAACAGCAACCAGAAAGUUGCAAGUAUCCUGACAAAACAAGGCUUAGUAGAGGACAAAAUCAGACCAAAGUACAAAGGAAAGUAAGACAUAUUAAAAAAUAUGCUUCAUUUGCUAGUGUGGAUGGCAGUCACACACAUGCUCUCAAUGAUGUACAUGGUGGCACAUACAGUAGACAAUGGCAGUAUGGAAAUCAGUCUAUGUAUGACUAUCCUAACCAAACCCAGCAACAAGAAGUUAAUGGUACUAAUACCCAGAAGCAUCAUAGUCAAUCCAAUUUUCAUAAAAUCAACCAUAAUAUGGCACACGAGAUGAAUUUUGGGAAUUAUCAAGAUUUGGAAAGUAAUCAAGUGCCACAACUAAAUGGAGAUUAUUAUUGCCAUAACUAUGCAAAUUAUUGGCAGGACUACUCUUAUAAUGCAUAUCUGAAACAGAAGGCAUACAUAGAAAGUGCCAAUAAGUUUGCUUCCAUGAUGGAUUAUGUUCAGACUAUGGGAAGAAUGAGUGCAUGGAUGGCUCAAGACUUUCACAAACGCAAUAAGGAAAACAGUAGCUAGGAAAUAAUUUUUUAAUGAGUGUAUAAAAUUAUAACAAGAAUAUAUAUUCAAGAAGUUUUUAUUUUAUUAGGUAUUAAAUAUUAUAUACUAAUAAUAUACAACAUAAUGUUUUAAGGAAUAAACACAGUCUGAUGCUAAAGUUUCCAUGUAUUGUACUGUAAUAUAAUUGAAUUAUGUUUUUUUCUGAACUUAAACAAAUAUUUUAAUGCUUGUUUUAGGUGAAGUUGUUCCUAAAAAGACAUUUUUUGUACGUCAUAACAUUGUUUAAAACAUCAGAGAAUAAGGAUGUCUAAGAGAUACAGAAGAAAGUUGCUGUCUUGCACAAAAAUGCCAAAGGCUGAUAGUUCUUCAAGCUCCACUCAAAGUGCAACAUUAAGUCCGUACUUUCUUGAACAAAGCAGUGGGGAAUUUGCCCAUAAUGACAGUGAGUCUGGUCAAGUAAUGAAAGGUAAUAUUGAAGGAAGUGAUGAGGAAUUUGAGGAAGAAAUAAAAGCAAAUAGGAUUAUUGGGUUGAUGAAAGAUGCUCAUAUAAAGAGAGAAUCUAAUAAAUCUUGUAAUGCACAAUCUUCAGAAAAAAGACUUAGUGUUGAUUUAAGAUUGUCAGAAGAUUUCUUUGAUCAAGACAGCAUUGCCCUAGCCAAAGCUCUUCUAGGUGAUGGGUCAUGUGUUCUCAUUAGAGCCCUGGAACCCUUGGAGGGCCUUCCAAAAAUGGAGACCGGUCGAAACCAGAGACGUAAAAGUUCAACACCUCUCAAAAUUCACGAGCUCUGUAAUGGCCCAUCAAAAAUUUGUCAAGCAUUUUAUCUUACCAAGAAUGCAAACCCCACCUGCUGCUUAACACCCAAGUAUAUGAGCAGAGGCAGCAGGUGUAAGAAAACACCCAAUGUUUCCACCCAUGCCCGAGAUAUUAAACCCCAGCCCUUCAGGGUACAAGUUGAGGCUACUACCGAGCCAGAAAUUUAAAACGGCAGUCUUCAAAAAUCUACUUAACCUAAAUAAAAAUUAAUUGCUGUAAUUAUACAGUUCUGGGAUGCUGCAUAAUGUGGUUAUAUCCAAUUCUGAUUAAUACCAAGUAUUUCUCAUAGAGUUAACCUAUGUGUAAUUGUUACCUGGAGUGUACUUGGAGAGGGUUUCAGGGGUCAACGCCCCCACAGCCCGGUCUCUGACCAGGCCUCAUGGUGGAUCAGGGCCUGAUCAAUCAGGCUGUCACUGCUGGCUACAUGCAACUGUUAUAUUUAACUUUUCUUUAUUUUUUUGUUUGAAAGCUCAUGUAAUUCAUUUUCAUGCAUUUAAUUGCCCCUAUUUAAUUUUGUAUCUCUUUUCAUAGUAUUUCAUUUUCACAUGACUGAUUAACUCAGUUUAUGUUCUUUUUACUGUUAAUAAUCAUGCCUGAUUUUUACUGUAUCUAAUGGUUAGGCUAAUAGGUAUUACACAGUUGACUAACACCCAGGUACAUAUUUACUGCUAGGUGAACAGGGACAGCAGGUGUUAGGAAACAUACCCAACGUUUCCACCCAAGCUAGAGAUUGAACCACAGAAAAUUAGUGUGUGAGGCGAGUGAGUUGCUAAUUGAGCCAUGGGGCACAACAAUGGGAAUAGGUAAAGCUACAGUAAUAAUAAUAAAAAUAAUAAUCUUUAUUUCUACAAGUACAUGUACAAGGUGUACAGGCUUAGCUGACAUCAGUAAGUUUAUGCAGGUAUACACAAAUACAGUUACAUAGAUUAUCAUACGUAGCAGCAUGUGUGUAGAGAACCUAGGAUAAUCCAAAAAAAGACAAAGUGACAUUUCCACUGGGGUCCUUGUGAUAAGUAUUAUUUAUAUUUAAAAGUUAAAAACAGGUAAGUACAGUAUCUUAACUAUGUAAAAGCAGUUACAAUAAAAGAUAUACUAGGGGAGAGGUAAAAUUAGUUAAUUUUAUUGACAUUAAAGAUAGGAUCAGGUUAUAGUACAUACAUGUAUGUUAGAUAUAAAAGAAAUCACUCCCCUCCAUUUCUGUAGCCUUAUUCCUAAGGCUACAGAAACUGGCUCAUGCUAUGACAUGGGCAGGCAGUCUAUUCCACUCUUUUAUUGCUGUACAGAAAAAACAAAGUAUAUGAAGCCUGACCACUGACUCUAAGUGCUGAAAAGUUAUUCUCCAUUCCCCUAGUUCUAUAAUUGAUUUGGUUCCCAGCUUUAACAAUAUUGUCAGUAAAAUAUUGGGGACACUGGUUGUGAGCAAUUUUAUAAACGUAAUUUAAUUGCUGCACAUACAUUAACAAAAAA
This is a messenger RNA of Cherax quadricarinatus, 5369 nucleotides long. NCBI's taxonomy places the organism in Eukaryota, Metazoa, Arthropoda, Malacostraca, Decapoda, Parastacidae. The record is from RefSeq and is a predicted model, not a curated record.